AGCAGGGAGCCGCCAUUUUUAGGAGUUCCGCUCUGGUUCCGGUGGUGGCUGUUACAGUUUAUUCAGUUUUUUUUUUUGCGGAAAAGAAUGCUUCUUACAUUUUAACUAAAUAGGACCUUUAGAGAAAUGGUUUAACAAGAUAGUUAAAGGUGAUUUCAGAAUUAAACAAUAAUUGGAUUCUAACCCGUCUCCGCUGUGUAGCUUUGGAUAAAUCACCUAAGUUCUCUGAGCCUUAGUGGUCUUAUAAAACAAGAAAAAUAUCUAGCUGUCAGACUUUAGUGACAAUUAAAUGAGAGAAUAGUCUAGAAUACAGGUUGACAAAUAGCAACCAGUGGGUCCUGAUGAUAUGGGCUGGCUAGGAAGUUGCUUCAGAAAGGUGGUGAGUCAUUCCUGGACAACCUCAGAAGUGGUUAUAGUAAUCACGUGGGACCCACUGUGGAGAAACAAAAUUCCAACGACUGAGUUGCCAGUUCAGCAUUGCUACCUUCUCACUGGUUUACUCUGUUUCAAGUGUACUGGAUGGGACCAAUGCUGGGCACUAAUAUUGCAGGCCUGUCCUUCAAAUUUUUGUUCUCCUCUGAUGCUUCUCGGGAUAAGCUUGUGGCCUUUAUGACUUGCCACUAUACAAAGAUGGUGGACCUUACCAGUGUGACCCAUUCUGCCUUCUCCACCACCACACAGCCCCCACCUCUAGGUUCCAAGUUCAUUAACCAAGCCUGAGUACAAACGAACCUCUUUCCCCAAGCUUUCCUUCCCAUUUUGUCCUUUUCUCUUUCCUUGACCAGCUUGCUUCCCCAGACACCCUCGCCCCAACCUUUCCCUAGGGAUCAAGGUUUAGGAGCCUAGUGUCCUCUGAUCACAGCCAUAUUAAGAGGCAUUAGAUCCUCCCAUUGCUUCAUAGCCAUGACUCAGUUUUCUUCCUUUCAGUACUUCUCGCUAGGACUUUUUGAGUUAAAGAAGAUGAAGUACAAGCCGAUCCUGAGAUUUAACUACUAACCCCUUUUCCCCUCCCCAGCCCUCCAACCCCACUCCCAGCCUAUCCAUGGAAAAUAACCUCUUCCCCUUAUCUGUCUCUGUGGUUUAAAAGGCUAGGCUGAGAGUUUAGAAAGGGAGGUGCUGGCAUGGGUUGGGGGUAGGGAACCCAGGGCUAGGAGAAAGCCAGACACAGCAGAACUAUUCUUGUCCCAGAGCUGCAGGGUCCACAGAUUCCAGCCCAAACCAGCCAAUGGGAGAAGGCCCUCUAAUCCCAGAGGACUAAAGAAUUCUCUUCAGUUAUCCAACAUCCCUGCUGGACCCCACUCCUGACCCCACCCCCACCCUUACCCCUGGCCAGCUCAGAGGAGCCUGGAGGCCCCCAGGAGCACAGUCUCAUACUUCAUGAAAUAAACUCAACUUGACUGACCUUCCAAACUGUUGAGGAACGUUCUAAUAUAGAUGUCGAUCAAGGCUAUGAACUCCAACUUUAACAUGAAAAGAAAGGCAGCCUCUUUUGAGGCCCCCUGUUCUUGGUCCCUUACUUUCAGAGCCUCUCCAGCUCUGACCCUAACCCCACCUUCACACCCAGUACUCUGCUCAUCUCCCAGUUGAAGAGGGAGGGGAAAAUCCAGCAGCUUUAUCUGAUGCAUGAGAGUGGGCCCAGCCCUCUGCAGCUGUGAAGGGGUUAAGAGGCUGGGCCAGCCACCUCAGCCUGCCCCUCCCAGGGAUUAAGAGUCCUCUAUAAAGGGGACUGGCCACCCAGAUCAGGCCAGGGGGGUAUCAGGGACCCAGGCAUUGAGCCCAUCCCCCCUGCCAUGUGGGAACUGCGGUCAGCCUCCUUCUGGAGGGCCAUAUUUGCUGAGUUCUUUGCCACCCUCUUCUAUGUCUUCUUUGGACUGGGGGCCUCACUGCGUUGGGCCCCUGGACCCCUGCAUGUCCUGCAGGUGGCGCUGGCCUUUGGCCUGGCCCUGGCUACGCUGGUGCAAGCUGUGGGCCACAUCAGUGGAGCCCAUGUCAAUCCUGCAGUCACUUUUGCCUUCCUUGUGGGCUCCCAGAUGUCCCUACUCCGUGCCUUCUGCUAUAUGGCAGCCCAACUCCUGGGAGCCGUGGCUGGGGCCGCUGUGCUGUAUAGUGUUACCCCGCCUGCCGUCCGAGGAAACCUAGCUCUUAACACGUUGCACCCUGGGGUGAGUGUGGGCCAAGCCACCACGGUGGAGAUCUUCCUGACGCUCCAGUUCGUGCUCUGCAUCUUUGCCACAUACGACGAGAGGCGGAAUGGCCGCCUGGGCUCUGUGGCCCUGGCUGUUGGCUUCUCCCUCACCCUGGGGCACCUCUUUGGGAUGUAUUAUACUGGUGCAGGCAUGAACCCUGCCCGCUCCUUUGCUCCAGCCAUUCUCACCAGAAACUUCACCAACCACUGGGUGUACUGGGUGGGCCCAAUCAUUGGAGGGGGCCUAGGCAGUCUCCUCUACGACUUUCUUCUCUUCCCUCGGCUCAAGAGUGUUUCUGAGAGACUGUCUAUUCUCAAGGGUACCAGGCCCAGUGACUCCAAUGGACAACCAGAGGGCACAGGGGAACCUGUUGAACUGAAGACCCAGGCCCUAUAAAAGCUCCAGUUGGAUAGAGAAUGUAGGAAGCUUCUGGGUUUACGUGGAGACGUGGAGGGGCUAAGCCAGCCCCUGGAUGAAGAAAGAGACUGUGGGGAGGGGCAUGUACUUCUUUAUUUUUUAAUUUACGUGCGUGUUUUUUUUUUUCCUUUUGCCGUGUGAAAUCUUUCAAGUUGCAUUCAUGAGCUGGUUGGUGCAAACUUCCCUUCCUCCCCAUCCCACCUCUUUUCGCCGAUGUGUGUGCAUGAUUGUGCGUAUGAAUGUGAGUGAAUGUGGCUAUGUCUGAGUUUGGGGGCAUGGCAGGAGAGGUAAGGAAGGGAAAAGAGCUAUCAUCCUAUACCUUCCUCUCCCAACCCAGUGUGGUGAACACGGAACCAAGACCAGUCAAGUGUAUGGUUCUAGGUUUCUGAGGGAGCUGGGAAGCAAGGAGUACUCCUCAGAGGAGACAGAAGGAGAGAAGUGAAGGAGUUAAGGCAUUCCAAGGGUUGGGAAGAGCAGGUAGGGGCAGAGAGAGAGGAAAUAGAAGUAUUAGCCCCAGUUCAGGAUGCAAUUGUAUCAAAAAGUUUGAGGGAAGUUAAUAGAAGUGUAGCCUACUUAUCUCAGGGAUGCUUGCCCCAGGGACUUGGGUGGGGAAGUAGCUCUGAGAAAAGUGAACACUGAGGUUUGAACUGUUCUGUAAAGCCACAUAAACCUGUCUACAUCCAUUGGCUGGGUUUUGUGUUCAUUCUGGCAAGAUGGAUCUCUUUGGAGGGCCUGGGCCAGUGAGCUCCCAACCUAAACAAAGGGUGGGUGAGCCUAGAAUCUAGAAAAAUCAAGUAGUUUAAGGGUUCUGCCUGACAUUCCCAGUGGGGCCGCUAGGCAGAUGGUACUUAAGCCCCAGAAGAGCUCCAAGGCAAAAACAGGAAAUUGAUGCCUGGAGCAAAGGCAGAGGGGCGGGUGGGAGUGUAGGAGGGAUGGGCUUUGACCCUGAGUUUUAAUUUAGUUAGAGCAGAUCAAAACACUCUUCAAACGGCAUCUUGCUGCUUUUAUCACUAGUUUUUUAUUUUCCUUUUUUGUGUCUUUUCACUUUUCUCUCAACUGUCCUUUCAUCUUCAGCAAAUCUCUUCUAACUCUUCUCCUAUCCCAGAAAUUGAUUCCUUCUAUUCAAAUACUUAAUAAUUCAGGAGAUAAUUAUUCAAUCGAGCCCUAUCUUCUUUUGUUGUUGGCAAAAUACACUCAUCUCAGCACAGGCCAGAGGAGAUCCUCAAGUGAUCAAUGAAUAUUUAUUGUCGAUCUCUUCCUUUUAGGAGCCUCCUGCAUACUUCGCAAGCUUUAAACCUAUACUUCCAGUAUGACAGACACCCCCGCCCCGCAAAAGACCACUCUUCCCUGUAGCUCAAUUCCGCACUUCUUCCCAAAUAAAGCCUAACUUUUCUAACCAACCCUGUAAGACUUUGGAAUAAUCCACUUGACUAGGAGAAGGGGAAGAAUGUUUGUAAAUUCACUUCUAAUUGGGUUUUGAUUCCUAUUACCUUAAGUCAGCAAAAAAUUCAUUGCGUUGUGAUUUUUGGCUCAAUGUAGGAGAUGGACUCAGAUAAAACAGUACUUGUGACAGCUCCCCUUUUCCUUACUUUAUCACCACUACCACCCCGCCUGCUCGAGGUCACAUGGACCAGCCCGGUUCGCCCCGCCCCGCCCCGCAACCAGGAGGCGACUGGUCCCUCCCAAUCUGGUGGCGGGAAAAGCUGCAGCCGCGGGCGGGGGGACCGCUGCCUUCUCGGGGAUCCUGAGGACCGGCGGGGAGCGGGUGAG
Messenger RNA from Pteropus alecto (black flying fox), 4373 nucleotides. It is a transcript of the gene MIP, whose product is annotated as major intrinsic protein of lens fiber. Gene Ontology annotation, molecular function: water channel activity. Bases 1791 to 2582 code for a protein of 263 amino acids. The record is from RefSeq and is a predicted model, not a curated record. Gene Ontology annotation, biological process: transmembrane transport. Lineage: Eukaryota; Metazoa; Chordata; Mammalia; Chiroptera; Pteropodidae. Gene Ontology annotation, cellular component: apical plasma membrane; plasma membrane. The transcript has 7 exons.